CACUCCAGACCUUCCCACCCUAUAUCCUUCCCUCCUCUUCACCUAGAUCCCCCCUCCACAAACAAACCCCCAAGAAUUCUGUUCCACCAGGAUGGUUAACGUCUAAUCCUAAACCAAUUAUGAAACUAAUCCACAGGAAGUCAGAUAUGCAAACUGCUCUCUAAUCUGGGGAGAAGAGGCGGAGUGACCCACAGGCCCUGGGGAAAAGUCACAGGGACAUUUGCAUUUACCACAUCCUGGAGGUCGGUGUUCUUCUCCUGAAGUCCCUCCCCAUCCUGCCUUGGGCUAGGCGACCGGCCCCAGCACCGGCCCCAACACAGCCCAGCACAGCCGCAGUCCAAUGAACUGAGGACAAAAGAAAGCUGCUACUUUCUCAUCUACCUUCCAUCUGGUGGACCUGGGCCUAAUCCCUGGGACAAGGGUGAUGGGUGCAAAAGCCGUCACGGGCCCCAGCACCUCCCUCCGCCUGACACAGCAACGCAGUGGAGUCAGCAGUGUCAUGGUAAAUCCUCCCUUCUAUCAGGUGACCCGCUGUGGGCCUGUUCCCUGUACCUGCUGCUGCCAUUCUAGGUGGCCCCUUCUCACAGAGUCUACUUCUAGCCGCCUGUUCUACAUCCUCCUCCAUGUAGGGGCCUCAGCAGUCUGCUGCCUCCUGCUGUCAAGGACAGUAGUAGAAAGGGUCUGGGGCAAGGCACAUGGGAUCCAGAUGCCCUCAGAGUUGUGUGCCCAUCUGUUUGGCCACUCUCACUGCCCAGUGCUCAGUGGCUCUGGGGCUGUGUACCGAGUAUGUGCAGGAACUGCCACCUUCCACCUGCUGCAGGCUGUGCUGCUGGUCCACCUCGAAUCCCCCACCAGCCCGCGGGCACAGCUGCAUAAUAGCUUCUGGGUCCUCAAGCUGCUGUUCCUGCUAGCUCUCUGUGCUGUUGCCUUCUGCAUCCCUGAUGAGCAUCUCUUCCCAGCCUGGCAUUACAUUGGCAUCUGUGGAGGCUUCACAUUCAUCCUGCUGCAGUUGGUGCUUAUCACAGCCUUUGCCCAUUCCUGGAACAAGAACUGGCAGAUGGGUGCAGCCCAAGACUGCCGAUGGUUCCUAGCUGUGCUGCUGGCCACCCUAGGAUUCUACAGCAUGGCAGGUGUGACAGCUGUGCUCCUGUUCCGCCACUACACACACCCAGCUGGCUGCCUGCUCAACAAGAUGCUACUUAGUCUGCACCUUUGUUUCUGUGGCCUCCUCUCCUUCCUCUCCAUCGCUCCCUGCAUCCGCCUCAAGCAACCCCGCUCUGGCCUUCUACAAGCCUCUGUCAUCAGCUGCUAUAUCAUGUACCUGACCUUCUCUGCGCUAUCCAGCCGUCCUCCAGAGAGUGUAAUCCUUCAAGGACAGAAUCACACCCUGUGCCUGCCUGGCCUGAGUAAAAUGGAACCCCAAACACCAGAUACUUCUGUAGCAGUACUGAGUGCUGGCAUCAUGUAUACUUGUGUGCUUCUUGCCUGUGUUGAGGCUUCCUACCUGGCUGAGGUAUUUGGGCCCUUGUGGAUUGUCAAGGUUUACAGCUAUGAGUUCCAGAAGCCCUCACUCUGUUUCUGCUGCCCCAAAAUAGUGGUGCCAGAGGAAGGGCAAAGGGGUGGGGCCGCCAAGCCAGCUGACCAAGAGACCUCUACAGCUCCUCCUGUGCAAGCCCAGCAUCUUUCCUACAGCUAUUCUGCCUUCCACUUCGUCUUGUUCCUUGCAUCACUCUAUGUCAUGGUUACCCUUACCAGCUGGUUCAGCUAUGAGGGAGCAGAACUGGAAAAGACGUUCACCACAGGUAGCUGGGCUACCUUCUGGGUCAAGGUUGCCUCCUGCUGGGCCUGUGUACUCCUCUAUCUGGGGCUGCUCCUGGCACCACUCUGUCAGUCCCCCACCCAGGAUCCCCAGCCUCCUCCUAUCUUCAAGAGACAGUGCCAUCGCAUCAGUAUCGCCAGAUAACAAAUUGGGGCUCCCCUGAGGUGUACCCUAGUCUUGGCUCAGAGGAGCUGUUCAGCCCAGCAGAUACCUCAAAGACACAAUGGGCAGUCAUCUCCCUUUAGGCUGAAGUCAAUACUAUGUCUUAAUUGGAAAAAGUAGCCAUACAUACCCCAAUGCCGUGGGCAGACUAUCUGACUCACUGGAGCUACCAUUACAUCUUCAGCCAGCUGAAAAGCCUAACUCCCAAGUCAGCGGCUCAGGAACCACUGCUGAUCCCAGCAGACAGUGUGGCACCAGCCCUUUCCUGGCUGUCAUGGUGGAGAUGGGGGCAGGGAAAGAACAGGGACUAAAGACUUACUUGGCUCUGUCCUGAGAGACAGAAAGGAAAAUAAGCAGUUCAGCCCUGGGCACAGGGAUGUAAGAAGAAAGGAGCACAGAAACUACCCUAGGUUUUAAUCCUGGUCUUAAGGUCAAAGGAAGUGGGAAGACAAAAACCACCCUCAUACCAUGAGGAAUGACAGAAGAGAAUGUGAACACUUGAGAGCAGCUGACCGUGGAAAGUCAGUGAGCAGCAGGAUUUUGGGGCCAACUUUCAAGCAGGCAAACAAACUGAGGAAGAAUGAGGAAGAGGGGCAUAAACUUAGGUCUUGGAGCCUUCCUUCUUACGCCCUCAACUCCAUCCUUGGGAUGGUGUUCAAGGUCCGGGUCAGGGACAAAAAUCAGAGAAAAGAAGUCCCCAUGGUUCUUAGAGGAUUCCUCUACCAUAUACCCAGAAUACUUGUCUGUUUGUUGUAGUAUAAU
Equus quagga is the source of this 2743-nucleotide messenger RNA. RefSeq names its product serine incorporator 4 (gene SERINC4). NCBI's taxonomy places the organism in Eukaryota, Metazoa, Chordata, Mammalia, Perissodactyla, Equidae. Gene Ontology annotation, cellular component: membrane. The record is from RefSeq and is a predicted model, not a curated record. The coding region runs from base 425 to 1963 and encodes 512 amino acids. The transcript is spliced from 12 exons.